AUGAAAGCAAAGAAGACAUUUAUGGAUGCAGGAUUCAGCUAUGAUGAUAUCACAAAGAUGAACCAAUGUUCGGUUAAACUCAUAUAUCACAGACUACGAGGAAGAAUUGACAAGGUAAGCUGGAGAAGAGUUGUUUGUCAUAAUACAGGAUGCCCCAGGUGGAUUUUUGUAUUGACUAUGACAGCACAUGACAAACUGUACACAAGAGACAGACUACAGAGAUGGGGAAUACAAGUUGAUCAAGAAUGUAUCUUAUGCAAACGAGCUAGUGAAACCAUUCAGCAUCUGUUUUUCGAGUGUCCAUAUGCAAAUGCAUUGUGGAGUAAACUGUUAGUGUGGCAAGGGAUCAAAAGAUCAGUGUAUGGAUGGGAUGAGGAACUAAGAUGGGUUGAGAAGUGGACUAAGAGGAAAAAUACAGCAGCAGAAUUAUAUAAAAUGGCAUUAGCAGCAACUGUGUACUAUGUGUGGCAAGAAAGAAAUGUUCGAAUUUUCCAAGCCAAGGCAAGAGGAUGGGAGAUAAUAUCCAAGCCGAUAAUACAGGAGAUUCACUGUCGAAGUAAUAAGUAUAUAGAGAAAAUCCUACAUAGUUUAGACAGGCAUCCACUGUAA
Molecule: messenger RNA, 609 nt
Organism: Nicotiana attenuata
Lineage: Eukaryota; Viridiplantae; Streptophyta; Magnoliopsida; Solanales; Solanaceae
Exons: 1
Coding region: 1-609 (202 amino acids)
Source: RefSeq, a predicted model, not a curated record